UUUGUAUCCAAACAUCCUCUGGGGGUUUCUAGUUUCUACCCAAAUUACAAAAUUCAAAUCACCACUUGGAAGCGGGAAUUGAAGACCAAAGCAAGAGAAACCUUCUUUAUUAUCGCAUUCCUCCAAGAGAUCAGCAAUGGCGGAAGGGAGGCAAAAGCAGCCAUUGAGUCUCAAUCAACGCCACUAUCGCUUUCUUGGUGACCUAUCCGCUUCCCAGACUAGGUACAAAAUUGAUGCAGGGCAAGAUGAUACUGGAUCGAGUGUGAAUCCUGAAAUAGCAUUUGACGAUGUUCCUCGAUUUGAUUUCGAUUCUCCCCCGCUUCCUCGUCAAGUGGACCUUGAAGAACCUGUGUGGAAGCAUAAGGGUUCGUCUCCUAGGCUCUUUUCUGGGAUCGCGGAUUUUGAUUCGCCGUCUUCCAUGCUUGCUUCUGGGGUACAUAAAAGUAGCAAGACUACUGAAGAAGAUGGCUAUUCUUCCGAAGCUAAUCCGAUUAUUUCUGACCCGGGCAAAUAUAAUGCCCACCUUCCAGUCGGUGUGGAACUCGAGCCAGAGGAGCUACAGAGUAGUGAAGUGCCUGCAGAAGAAGUUGAUGCUGCCAAGACAAAAUCCUCAAUAUCUUGUAAUGCUGAUUUUGAUUCCAGUUUUCCUGGGGAAGAAAAGCAAACAAAAGUGAGAAUUGAAGGAAGACGUCGCCUCUGCAAAAUUUCAGAGAGAAACAAAAGUGAUAAUGUGGCAGUUAAGAGUCUUGUAAGCACUGAAAGGCCAAACCAUGAUGGUAUUUCGGAUUUUGAUUCCCCUCUUCAGGUGAAUAAACCACAUGACAAUAAUGGAAAUGAAAUAAGAGAUAUCUUGAAUGAUUUAAGUUCAAGGCUUGAGUUUCUUUCCAUUGAGAAGAAAAGGGUUCCUAAGAAAGUUGAUUUGACGGAGGAUUUCGAGGACUCAUUUAGAAGCAAGUUAUAUGAUGUGACUGUGAAAGAAGGAGACCCUGAAUAUCAGACUGCCACUUCUUCGAAUGUUUUCUCUGAUUCCCCAGUGGAGGAAAUUGGGUCAAAAGUUGAAGCUGUUAUUCCCAACGACUGCUCGGAAAAAACUUAUUUUGCUGACACGAAGGAGAAUGGCUAUGUUGGUAAGACAAAUAGAAUCAUGCAUAAGCGUGAAGGACAUAGUAAUGCUGAUCAUAUGAAGGUGCCUCUAAGGUUAGGUGCUACUAAGGAGCGAACUUACAACUACAGGAGAGAGGAGGAAAAGUAUGCUGCACUGAGUGAAAGAUACUCUGUUAAACAAGUGGGUAGGGCAGAAGAGAAUUUUAUCGAAGUGUCUGAUGAUGAAUCUGAUGAUAUCACAACAUUGAAUGAUGAUGUUGAAGAAUUCACUUUGAGUGGCCUGAAGGGUACAUAUAAGCUACCUGGUAAAAUAGCAAAAAUGCUGUAUCCCCAUCAGCGUGAAGGACUUAAGUGGCUCUGGUCUCUUCAUUGUAAGGGUAAGGGUGGUAUUUUGGGCGAUGAUAUGGGUCUGGGAAAGACCAUGCAGGAUAAAGGUGUUCUUCUGACAACGUAUGAUAUUGUGCGGAAUAAUACGAAAUCCUUAUGUGGGGAUUACCGUUACAGUGACGGAGAAGAAGAUGAAAUGACAUGGGAUUAUAUGAUCCUUGAUGAAGGGCAUCUGAUUAAAAAUCCAAGCACACAAAGGGCGAAAAGUUUGCUUCAAAUACCUUGUGGGCAUCGCAUUAUUAUCAGUGGCACCCCACUCCAGAACAAUCUCAAGGAACUUUGGGCUUUGUUUAAUUUCUGCUGUCCUGAGCUCCUUGGUGACAAGAAAGAGUUUAAGGAAAAAUACGAGCACUUCAUCAGCCGAGGAAAUGAGAAAAAUGCAUCUGAUAGGGAAAAGCGUAUUGGUUCAUCGGUUGCCAAGGACCUGAGAGACUGUAUUCAACCAUAUUUUUUAAGACGAUUGAAAAGUGAAGUAUUUCGUGAUGAUAGCACGCUUUCCAAGAAGAAUGAGAUUAUUAUAUGGCUACCGUUAACUCAGUGUCAGCGUCAAAUCUAUGAAGCUUUCUUAAAGAGCGAGAUUGUCAUCUCAGCUUGUGAUGGUUCCCCUCUUGCUGCACUUACGAUAUUAAAAAAGAUAUGUGACCAUCCACUUCUGUUGACAAAGAGAGCUGCUGAAGAUGUUCUGGAAGGAAUGGAUUCAAUGGUGAACCAAGAAGAUCAUCAUGUCGCUGAAAAGUUGGCAAUGCACAUAGCAGAUGUUGCUGAGAGAUUUGAUGUUGUCGACAAUAAUGAUAUGUCAUGCAAAAUAUCAUUUAUAUUAUCAUUGCUGGCUGAUUUAGUUCCAAAGGGACAUAAUGUGCUUAUCUUUUCACAAACACGGAAGAUGCUUAAUUUAAUCCAGGAAACAUUGACAUCCAACCGUUACAAAUAUAUGCGGAUAGAUGGUACCACAAAAUUCGCUGAUAGAGCUAAACUUGUAAAGGAUUUCCAAGAGGGUCGUGGAGCCCCAAUCUUCCUCUUGACAUCCCAAGUUGGCGGAUUAGGCCUUACACUCACUAAUGCAGAUCGUGUCAUUGUGGUUGAUCCAGCAUGGAAUCCAAGCACUGACAAUCAGAGCGUAGAUCGUGCAUACAGGAUUGGGCAGAAGAACGAUGUCAUCGUGUACAGACUAAUGACAUGUGGCACUGUGGAAGAGAAAAUUUACAGAAAACAGUUAUUUUCUGCUGAAGAUUCUUCUGGAGAUUUCGUGAAGGAGAUGUAUCAUCCACAAAAGCCAAAUGUGCUUAUCUCACUUGCUGUAUUCAAAGGAGGAUUGUUCAGAAGUGCAACCGAACAUAAAGAACAGAUCCGUUAUUUCAGUCAACAGGAUCUGAAAGAUCUUUUCAGCAUUCCCAAACAAGGGUUCGACAUAUCACCUACUCAACAGCAGUUGCUAGAAGAGCAUGAUCGUCAGCACACGAUGGAGGAAUCUCUUAGGGUACACGUUGAGUUCCUUGAAACUCUCAACAUAGCUGGAGUUAGCCACCACAGUUUGCUCUUCUCCAAACCGGCACAUUUAGAAGCAGUUGAAAUAGAGGAGGAAACAGAAAGGCCACGAGUGAGUAGGUUUGUGGGGAAUGCAUUUGGACGCCCAUCAUUUGAACGUGAUGUUGACGGGAGCAGGGCACAGUAUGCAUUCAAUCCUAAGGACAUAAAGAAAGUGCAUAGGAAUGCAAAUCCCGAUGUUAAGGAACCAAUCGAAUAUGAAAUCAGAGAGAGAAUUGAUCGCUUAUCUCAGAUCUUUUCUAACAAGGUGGCAAUCUCUAGACUGCCUGAUAGAGGAGAGAAAAUACACAGGCAAAUAUCUUCGUUGUACCAUCAGCUUGAUCAGUUGCAAAUGGCAAGAGCAAACAAGGACGACAUUAUUGAAUUGUAGGAUGCUUUUCUUUCUAACUGUUGAAAUUCCCUUGGGAUAGUUUUUUCAACUGUCAUUAUUUUGAUGACGAAUGGCUUUGCAUUGCGUGACGGCAUACUGUAACUAUUAAUAUAUUUUGUUCACUUCAUAUCAUGCAAGUUUGGUUUGCUAAUAGAGCGGUUAAUAAUCCAAAAUAUUUUUUUUAGCUUUGUCAAUAAAUACCAUUUGAAUGGCAC
Messenger RNA from Striga asiatica, 3621 nucleotides. The record is from the annotation of a GenBank genome assembly. NCBI's taxonomy places the organism in Eukaryota, Viridiplantae, Streptophyta, Magnoliopsida, Lamiales, Orobanchaceae.